Sordaria macrospora k-hell is the source of this 1461-nucleotide messenger RNA. RefSeq lists its product as uncharacterized. Gene Ontology annotation, molecular function: protein binding. Lineage: Eukaryota; Fungi; Ascomycota; Sordariomycetes; Sordariales; Sordariaceae. The record is from RefSeq and is a predicted model, not a curated record.
AUGGCGGUCGAGGGCCGGCCUCCUUCACCCAAGUCAAUCCUUCGGGGUCACAAGGCGCAGGUACAUGCCGCCACCUUCAUCCGCAACAAUGAGCGCCUCGUCACUGGUGAUGCCGAUGGAUUCGUCGUCGCCUGGGACCUGACCAUUAUGAGGCCUCGCGCGGUAUGGCAGGCUCAUGAGAAUGCUAUCCUUGGAAUUGCCGGAUGGGGAAACGACCGGAUCAUCACUCAUGGUAGGGACAACAAGCUCAUCGUCUGGAAGCUCACCGGCGAUGAUGAGAGUCGGAUGAGUACCACGCUUCCACUCGACCCAUGUACAGAGCCGCGACCAAAGCCAUGGAUAUUGCAUCUUCUGGAGGUCAACACCAUGAACUUCUGCUCUUUCUCAUAUUGUCCUGUUCCGGAUCCUGUGCUACCAGGUCAGCAAGAAGGCCAAAGUCAAGACACAGCAGCAGAAGAGUCAAAGUCGGGAUCAGAGCUACUCAUCGCAGUUCCCAACACGCUGGCGUCCGAAGCGAUUGACAUCUUUCAUCUCCCUUCCCAGACGCGCCGCCAUACUGUUAAGCUGGGCGAUAAGAACGGCAUGGUUAUGGCCGUGGCACUGUUCAACCAGGCUGACUCUCUAACCCUCGUGGCUGGGUAUGAAAAUGGCCUUGCCAUAGUGGCCCAUCGUGAUGCCGUCAAGAAUGACUGGAUACCACUGUACCAAGCAACCUGUCACUCUCAACCCAUUCUGUCCUUGUGUAUUUCUCCUGCCCGGGAUUUCUUCCUCACGUCAAGCGCAGAUGCGGUCAUCGCUAAGCACCGCUUGCCUCCUGUGGUCUCAGACGAUACAACAUCGACACACGUCACAGCGACUCAGGCCGCUCAAGUGUCUGAGAGUGAAGAGAGCAACGGACCUGUCAACACACGGGACAAAACCGUUGGAAAGUCUCUGCUUGGUGCGGCCUUGGCCAAGGCAAAGCAGAAUCCUUCAUCGCAACAGAAACCACCACAUACGCCCCAAGAAGUACAAACCCAACCCCUGAAGACUGUCAACACAAAACAUGCAGGACAGCAAAGCAUCGAAAUCCGCUCUGAUGGCUUGGUUUUCGCCACGGCUGGCUGGGACAGCAAGGUCCGCGUCUAUUCCACAAAGACGCUCAAAGAGGUUGCUGUCCUGAAAUGGCACCAAGUUGGAUGCUACGCUGUCGCUUUUGCCGAUAUUGCUCCAAAGCCUAGUGCUCCUUCGAUUAACGAUCAGAAUCCUAAAGCAACCGCAUCGACCACUGGGUCCGAACCGACUGGGUCCGAUUCCCUGGGUCAUGGGACCCAGAAAUCAAACGUGGACAAGAGCCUCACCGUCGUACCGAAGCUUGUCGAACUGACAGUCAGGGAUAAGCGUCUCAGACAGGCAAAGACGGCACAUUGGCUGGCUGCCGGAAGCAAGGACGGAAAGGUCAGUCUCUGGGAUGUCUUCUAG